AUGGCGGAAGCAGAGCAAUUCACGAUUCCCCAAGCCUCCAAAGGAGACUCGCCAGAUAAGCGUGCCCAGCUGGUCGAACUCAUCGAACGCGCAGCCGCCAAAGAUGCAGCUAAAGACCACAAUUCUGCUUCGGAGCUCUAUUCACAAGCAACUGAACUCCAGGCGGAACUGAAUGGCGAGCUAUCGUCUGACAACGCUGAUAUCCUCUACGCCUAUGGGAAGUCUCUCUACAAUGUUGCCGUCAGCAAAAGCGAUGUUCUCGGAUCCAAGGUGGCAGGAGAACAACCUCAGGGUCUUUCUAGCCACGCUGGUCAAGCAAGUGCAACUUCCACCGGACCAGCCUCGGCUGGAGAGGGCUUGAUCAAAACCGCGAUCUCAAGCUCCAUGGCCAAGGGUGAAAGCUCCUCGGAAGGUAAAGGUGCACGCUCCGAGGCAACGCCGUCUAAGCCACUUUUCCAGUUCACUGGCGAUGAAAACUUUGUUGACUCUGAGUCGGAAGAAGAGGAAAAUGGCGACGCAGGAGAAGAGGAUGAUGAAGAGGAGGAUGACUUUGCCAAUGCUUUUGAAGUUCUGGAUCUGGCGCGGGUUCUCUAUCUCAAAAAGUUAAGCGCCGCGGAAGAGAACAAUGUUAGCAAGGGCAAGUCGACCGAGCUUCCGGCGCAUUUGAAGCACAUCAAAGAACGACUUGCCGACACCUACGACCUUCAGGCAGAAAUUUCCCUCGAGGCAGAGAGAUUCUCUGAUGCUGUCUCCGAUCUUCGAACCGCGCUAGAUCUCCGAAACUCUCUUGUCCCGUUUGAGGAUCCUUCCGUCGCUGAGUGCCAUUACAAGCUGUCUCUCGCCCUAGAGUUCGCCUCCGUACAGCAGCAAGACGAGGAAGACAGUGAUCAACCGAAGACAGUGGAUGAGACGAUGCGCGCAGAAGCCGCCACACAAAUGGAGCGCGCCAUCGAAAGCUGCAAAGUUCGCAUGGCUCAAGAGGAGAAAAGGUUGGACACCGACAAAGAUAUGGGCGAAGAUAAAGAAACCGCUGCGAAGCGCAAGAUUGCGAACGUCAAGGAGAUCAUUGCUGACAUGGAGCAAAGAUUGAUCGAUCUUCGGCAAUCCCCAGUCUCGCUUGAGCAAGGAGACCAAGGAAAUGAAGCCAUGCUGAAAGGCAUCCUCGGACAGAUCGUUGGUCAGUCCACAACAGAUCAAAAAGCCCGCCUCGACGCCGUAAGCAAAAGUGCAACAGAUCUCUCAUCAUUGGUUCGACGAAAGCCUGCUGCCAGUCAGCCCUCUCAGCAAUCGUCCAAACGCCCUGCGGAAGAUGACGCCUCCGCGGAAGAGUCAAAACGCGCACGGGUGAAUGAUGCGUGA
Messenger RNA from Penicillium argentinense, 1359 nucleotides. Its product is annotated as SHNi-TPR domain-containing protein. The record is from RefSeq and is a predicted model, not a curated record. Gene Ontology annotation, biological process: DNA replication-dependent chromatin assembly; CENP-A containing chromatin assembly. Gene Ontology annotation, molecular function: histone binding. Bases 1 to 1359 code for a protein of 452 amino acids. Lineage: Eukaryota; Fungi; Ascomycota; Eurotiomycetes; Eurotiales; Aspergillaceae. The transcript has 2 exons. Gene Ontology annotation, cellular component: nucleoplasm.